AUGGGCAUAGCCCAGAGGUUAGAGGAAGCCAAGAGGAAAACAGACACCAAACCUGAAAAGAAGGAGCCAAAGACUGAAGAGACCAAGAAGGCUGAGACCGUUUUGCCCAGCGAAGAAACUCCUAGGGAAGCAGCCACUGAAAAACUAUCAGUCGAAUCACCACAACUGGAUAUUCAGAACUUACCAUCACAGAAGGAGAAGCUUAGAAGCGAGUUCUCCAAGAAGCUUGAACUACACAUGGAGAACCUACAAGAGGCGAUAUUUAGAGCCACCAGGGCACUCAAUGACGUUACAGGGUACCUGGGUAUAGAGAAGUUGAAGAAAUCUGUGGAUCUGUUAGAAGCUGAGCUCAAGAAACAGAAACAAACAGUGAAAGAUUGUAAGGUUAGGUACCUGGAGGCAAUUCAAAAGCGUUCAGAUUCACAAAAAGAAAUCAACGAGCUUUUGACCAGGAAACACAACUGGAGCCCAGUGGAUGUGGAGAGAUUCACGGAACUUUACAGAAACGACCACACAAACCAACAAGAGGAAUCGCAAGCGGAACAGGAGUUGGCCGAUGCGGAGCUGGCAGUUGACUCUGUUCAAAAUAAGCUCACGCAGCUGAUUUUGACGAGGUAUCAUGAGGAGCAAAUCUGGAGUGACAAGAUCAGACAGGCGCUGACGUGGGGAACUUGGAUUAUCAUGGGCGUCAACGUUCUUUUAUUCACAGUUGCUACAUUCCUUGUAGAGCCAUGGAAACGUCGGAGACUUGUCAAUGCAUUUGAUGCUCAGGUUCAACAAAAGAUGGAUCUGUUUGCUAAUGAUAUGAGAGCUCUUGCUGGUGCUCCACCCGUGCAAAAGCAAUUACCAAUAGAAAAUGCAGUUCAAGGAGAAGGGGAACAACACACUAUUGCAUUUUCAGGAAUCUCCUCAUGGGAGCAGUUCAAGAAUUGGCUAAACACGAAUUAUGAGGCGGUCAAAAAUACGAGUUCUACGUUUUCUUUUGGUCACCAAGAUUUUACCAUUUAUUCAGCUAUCAUUCUUGGACUAGGCUCUCUCCUAGGAAGUGCAUUCACUCUCCUUUUUAGAGCAUACAUUAAAUAA
This is a messenger RNA of Candidozyma haemuli, 1083 nucleotides long. RefSeq names its product She9p (gene SHE9). The transcript has a single exon. NCBI's taxonomy places the organism in Eukaryota, Fungi, Ascomycota, Pichiomycetes, Serinales, Metschnikowiaceae. Gene Ontology annotation, biological process: inner mitochondrial membrane organization. The record is from RefSeq and is a predicted model, not a curated record. Gene Ontology annotation, cellular component: mitochondrial inner membrane. Bases 1 to 1083 code for a protein of 360 amino acids.